Diatraea saccharalis (sugarcane borer) is the source of this 652-nucleotide messenger RNA. Lineage: Eukaryota; Metazoa; Arthropoda; Insecta; Lepidoptera; Crambidae. The record is from the annotation of a GenBank genome assembly.
AGUCGCCGAGCCCAAUGACACACAUACUCAACGGAGUGCACAUCAAAAAGGUCACAACUUACAAACUGUUACGCGAACCAGUCUCGGCAAUAUUCUAUUCAUAACAUUAUAAAUAAUUUUAGCAACAACGCGUCUCUACUACAAUAUCGACUGUCAUUAUGUUCGAUAAAACCUUUAUCGAACAUAACACAUCUUGACCUUAGCGUUAAAUAUAUAACCAGUGCGUUUUGUGCUGUCGCGUGAGCAAGAACUGAAUAGAAAAAGAAUACACGGUCUUUUUUUUUAAUUUCAAAAAUGAGGUUAUUCAUUUGUUUGGUAUUAUUAGGUUUUCUGUGGUGUGUGUCGUGUAAGAAUGUUAACUUCGGAAAUAAAACGUCGAGCUGUAAGAGACGAGACAAAGUGUUCUGCGAAGCUAUACCGUGGAAGAAGAGAGUGUACUAUUACGAGUACACCGGGCCGGACGAUCUCAUAAUAAAGGCGGUUUAUUGCUACGACUACCAGAACAGCGAGGCGUCAGUGAACCUGACGGAGGGCGGGCCCGGUUACAACUACGUAUCGUUGAGGAUGAAGAGUCAAAGAAGCUACCGUCUCGACUACACCAUCGAGAUAUACGACUGAUUGAUACACACGCGUUAUGGAUUCACAGGAUAAU